UACACAAUGAGUAACAUGUGCUAGUAAUUUAGAUUUACUGGCAGAUCUUUACUAAUGACAAUCCUUAUGAAAUCACGUCACCGAUCUAAUCUUACACAAACGUCUAAAAAUAAAUGAUUACACAAUACAAGGAAGCUUGUGCGGAUUUGUACUGUUAACAUCAAGACUCACAAUUUUCAGUGAUGCUCUUUACUUCUGUAUUGUUUAAAGAGGUAGAAGUGAAAGAUCACAGAUGACUGUCAGCUUUGUUAGUGUUGUGGCUUUUUUUCUUUUUCCACAGCUCAAAUUAAUAUAUUCGGAUUGUGAACACAACAUUCGUAAUAUCAAUGCAGAAAAAGGAAACUACACAUACUGCGUAUAUCACAGUAUCGAAGAGGUUCUCAACGUGCUGGUUCCAGCGCUGAAACAACAGCCACCACUGCCUGAAGUGAUGCAAGUCUACCACAAGGACCCAAUGGUGAUGAAAGCUGUUAUGCCGAUUUACAAUAGAAAACCUUUCAUCGUUAUUGAAGGAGUUCAAGGAACAAAGAAGACUCUCCUGGCGAAGAGACUGGCGCAGGAGAUUAACGGCACAUACAUCAGAAACCCGCCAUUCGUGAUGGAGAAGCUGUACCACUACUUGGAUGACCAUUGCUCCCAGGUCAGCAGCGCCUUCAUGGCCUUCGGGAACUACAUUGUUGCGGAACAGGCUAAGAAGCUGCUGCCAACCCACCCAGUCGUCCUGGAUAAAUACUGGCAUGGGGUAACUGCAUUCAACUUGGCAAAGGCAGCUCAAGACCUCGGUAUAGAAAUACCCCAGCCCUCGUCGCUGGUCUACUACUGGCCAGAAGAUCUGCUAAUGCCUGACCUAGCCUUUUACAUCAUGGUCAGUGAUGAGGUUCUCAAAUUUCGGUUCCAUAAGACGUUUAAGAAAGUCUAUCCAAAGGACUUCAGGAACAACAUCCAUAAAGCCUUGAUGAGGAUGACCAGCCCAAAAAUGUGGAGGAUAAAUGGGAACUUGAAGAGAAUUGACGUUGAGAGCCAAAUUUCUAUGAGGGUCUAUAAAAUGUUCUCCAGAAUGCUGUUCCCUGAAAUACACCCUAAAAGAUUGACAGCUUGAUUUGUACGUUAGAUUAAUAUAUUAAAAAUAUACAUUUUGUACUUCUUGUUUAUAA
Molecule: messenger RNA, 1154 nt
Organism: Homalodisca vitripennis (glassy-winged sharpshooter)
Lineage: Eukaryota; Metazoa; Arthropoda; Insecta; Hemiptera; Cicadellidae
Product: UMP-CMP kinase 2, mitochondrial-like
Exons: 6
Coding region: 233-1099 (288 amino acids)
Biological process (GO): dUDP biosynthetic process; dTTP biosynthetic process; dTDP biosynthetic process
Cellular component (GO): mitochondrion; cytoplasm
Molecular function (GO): dTMP kinase activity
Source: RefSeq, a predicted model, not a curated record